GUGGCUCUACUUUCCGGACUCUGUCCUCACUCCCUCUCUCUCUCUGCCCCGCCCCGCGGACUCAGUGAUCGCAGAGAGGAAGUGCUUUGCUGCUGGCCCCGCGAUCUGACGAUUGAACGCUCUCCAAGGAAGAGCCGAGGGGCGUCUGAGUUUAGAAGCUCAUCUCCAGGUGGAACGUUAGAAGACUCCAAGAGUAUUUCCUUCCUCAUAUUGCUGGUCCACAGCCAGAUAAUCCCUGUUUAACCUGAUAGUGCAAAGAGCUCCAUGUCUCUUUGAUCAAGUCCCAAGGAGAUAAGUUUUCAUUUUCUCAAAGGCACAGAGUUGUAGCCAGUGGUAAUUACCAUCAUGGAGACCAAGAGCCAUAACGACCUUCAGGAGAGACUCACACCCUCCAGCAAUGAGAGGACAUCAGUGGAUGGCAAUAAGUUAAUUGGAGCCGUUAAAGACGAAGACAUCGAGCUGGUCCAACAAUUGCUGGAAAGAGGGGCUGAUGUCAACUUCCAGGACGAGUGGGGCUGGUCACCUUUGCAUAACGCGGUACAAAGUUGCCUGGAGGACAUGGUGGAUCUUCUGCUUCGUUAUGGUGCUGACCCUUGUGUGAAGAAGAAGAAUGAGGCCACUCCCUUCAUCAUUGCUGGGAUUGUGGGAAAUGUGAAGCUGCUCAAACUUUUCCUUUCUAAAGGUGCGGAUGUCAAUGAGUGUGAUGCUAAUGGCUUCACAGCUUUCAUGGAAGCCGCUGUGAAUGGGAGGGAUAAAGCCUUAAAAUUCCUGUACGAGAAUGGGGCAAACGUGAAUUUGAGCCGAAAGACAAAGAAGGAUCAAAAGAGGCUUAGGAAAGGAGGGGCCACAGCUCUAAUGGAUGCUGCUGAAAAUGGACAUGUGGAUGUCUUGAAGAUCCUCCUUGAUGAGAUGGGGGCAGAUGUCAAAGCCCGUGACAAUAUGGGCAGAAAUGCUUUGAUCUAUGCAUUUAGGAGUUCUGAUGAUAGAAAUGUGGAGGACAUCACUCGCCUUCUGCUGCACCAUGGGGCUGAUGUCAAUGUGAGGGGAGAGAAAGGAAAGACACCCCUGAUCCUGGCAGUGGAAAAGAAGCACUUGGGUUUGGUGCAGAUACUUCUGGAACAAGAACAUAUAGAGAUUAAUGAGACAGACAGUGAGGGCAAAACAGCGCUUCUGUUGGCUGUCCAGCUCAGACUGAAGGAAAUUGCUCAACUGUUAUGCAACAAAGGAGCCAUCACAGACUGUGGGGAACUUGUGAUGAUAGCGAGGCGCAACUAUGACAGUUCCCUUGUAAAGCUUCUUCUCUCUCAUGGGGCCAGAGAAGAUUGUCCCCCUCCCGCUGAAGACUGGAAGCCUCAGAGCUCACGCUGGGGGAAGGCCUUGGAACACCUCCGCAGAAUAUACCGUCCUAUGAUUGGCAAACUCAAGAUCUUUAUUGAUGAAGAAUAUAAGAUUGCUGACACUUCUGAAGGGGGCAUCUACCUUGGGUUCUAUGAAGGGCAAGAAGUAGCUGUGAAACGAUUCUAUGAAGGCAGCACACGUGGACAUCAGGAAGUCUCCUGUCUGCAGAGCUCCCGAGUAAACAGUGACUUGGUGACAUUCUACGGGAGUGAGAGCUACAAGGACUGUCUGUAUGUGUGUCUUGCCCUCUGUGAGCAGACCCUGGAGGAACACUUGGCCAAGCACAGUGGGCAGGCUGUGGAAAACGGGGAAGACGAGUUUGCCCGAAACACCCUCUUAUCUGUAUUUAAGGCUGUUGAAGAGCUACAUCUGCUGUGUGAAUACACUCACCAGGAUCUGUGCCCACAAAACAUCUUAAUAGAUUCCAAGAAUGCUGUUUGCCUGGCAGAUUUUAAUGAAAGCAUCAAGUGGACUGGAGAGCUGCAGGAAAUCAAGAGAGAUCUACAGGCCCUUGGACAGCUAGUCCUAUAUGUGGUAAGGAAGGGAGAGCUCCCUUUUGAGACACUGAAGACUAAAAGUAAUGAAGAGGUGAUUCAACUUUCUCCAGAUGAGGAAACUCGGGACCUCAUUCAUCAACUGUUUAACCCUGGAGACAAUGUGCAGGGGCACCUGAGUGGCCUGCUGGGUCAUCCCUUCUUUUGGAGUUGGCAGAACCGCUAUAGGACCCUUAGGGAUGUGGGAAAUGAAUCUGACAUUAAAAGGCCAUUGCUUACAAGCAAGAUUGUCCAACUACUACGACUUGAAAAAUCUGAAUGUUCCAGAAGUUUUGCCAAGUGGACUUCUAAGAUUGACAAGUAUGUUAUGGAAGAAAUGAAUAAGUUUUAUAGAUAUAAAAGGUACACCUAUAAGGACACUGUGCAUGAUCUGCUAAAGUUCAUCCGGAAUCUGGGAGAACAUAUUAAUGAAGAAAAAAAUAAGGAGAUGAGGUCGAGAAUUGGAGAACCUUUCCAGUAUUUGCAGAAGAAUUUUCCCGAUCUGGUCAUGUAUGUCUAUAAGAAACUACAGAACACAGAAUACAGAAAGCAUUUCCCAAAAACUCACAAUCCAAACAAGCAUUGGUGUGAUGAAGGUCAGCCCUCAGUGGUGGCUGAGGCUUUCGCUUUCAGGGAGGCACUUAUUUAGCUGUGUGAUCCUGGGCAUGUCACAACUCUCUGGGCCUCUUAACUAACCUGGUUGCUUGCAAGGGUGAGUUAGAUAGUGGAUGUGUCAGGUCCUGGCACAGUGCUCAGUAUUCCCCACAUGUUUAUAACCAAAAAAGUAUACACUCCAACUACCCUCCUUGUCCUUCUUACAGGUAAAGCUUAGUGGCAGGAGCUGGGUGGGGGGGGGCAUCUUGCUAAGAGUCCUCUUAUCAGUUGCAACGAAGGAGUGAGUGCUUAGACCUCUAAUGCUUGAUUAUCUCAUUUGGUUCUCCCAAUGGCCUUGCAAGCUAGGGUUUGUUAUCUCCACAUAAGAACUGGCAGACCUGGGGCACUUGGCUGGCUCAUUCGGUAAAGCAUGUGACUCUUGGUCUUGGGGUUGUGAGUUUGAGCCCCAUGGUGGGUGUGGAGAUUACUUAAAAUCUCUGAAAAAAAAAAAAAAAGAACAAGAACUGGUAGACUU
This is a messenger RNA of Mirounga angustirostris (Northern elephant seal), 3060 nucleotides long. It is a transcript of the gene RNASEL, whose product is annotated as ribonuclease L. NCBI's taxonomy places the organism in Eukaryota, Metazoa, Chordata, Mammalia, Carnivora, Phocidae. Gene Ontology annotation, biological process: mRNA processing; defense response to virus; negative regulation of viral genome replication. Gene Ontology annotation, molecular function: protein kinase activity; RNA binding; ATP binding. The record is from RefSeq and is a predicted model, not a curated record.